AUGUCGAUCAUUCCCAGUGGUUCCGACCUUCUCAAGCAGCUGAUGACGGCUUACGAGCGCUCGGAGGAUGCGGGGUACAUGACAGCUGCUGUUAUGACCAUUCUUUUGUACGACAUGUGCACGACCAUCGUUGACGAAAUAGAACUCAUCUGGAAGCAACGAUGGACGCUGGCGAAAGUGCUUUACUUGUUCGCUAGAUAUUAUCCCCCCAUUUUCACUGCGGUGACCUUACGCGUUGUUUCGACAGCUGGCCAUUCAGUUGAUACCUACUUCCGGUUCAUCUCACUAGGUGGCUAUAUAACAUUUACCACUAUGGUAAACGUCAUUUUUGUCAUGCGCGUCCAUGCACUGUAUCACCGCAGUCGGAAAGUUCUGCUUUUCUUCGCGAUCCUAUGUCUCGCGGAAUUCGGGGUAGAAUUUUACAUCAGCUGGGUGGUCAGUCAAGAGACAGCUAGGACCACCUUUCCAGGACCCCUCCCUGGGUGGCGCGGAUGCCUGACGCUGCCUGUGUCGGUCAGGAUUCACUCGCUGGCUGCAUGGACCCUUUGUGCGGCAGUUGGAUUCGUAUUCUUCGCCUUCUCGAUGUGGAAGUUCAAGGACUCUCUCACGGACGACAGUGGCAGUGUCAGACUGGACUUCCUGAAAGACCAGAGAUAUUUUUCUCCUGUUCUGACGGUGUUCAUGCGAGAUGGCGCAAUGUUCUUCUUGAUGUAG
Molecule: messenger RNA, 714 nt
Organism: Cyclocybe aegerita
Lineage: Eukaryota; Fungi; Basidiomycota; Agaricomycetes; Agaricales; Hemipholiotaceae
Source: the annotation of a GenBank genome assembly